Cucumis melo (muskmelon) is the source of this 2554-nucleotide messenger RNA. RefSeq names its product protein SIEVE ELEMENT OCCLUSION B-like. The transcript is spliced from 7 exons. The record is from RefSeq and is a predicted model, not a curated record. Lineage: Eukaryota; Viridiplantae; Streptophyta; Magnoliopsida; Cucurbitales; Cucurbitaceae. Bases 265 to 2358 code for a protein of 697 amino acids. Gene Ontology annotation, biological process: phloem development.
AGUUUCCUCACAGAUCAAAAUCAUUUCAAGCUGCAUAAUAUUUAUGAACCAGACAAUCCAUUUCCCUUUAUGAAUAUAUAUAAUCCCUAAUGUAACUAGCUUUAGCUUUUGUUUCAACUCUACUUGCAAGCAAGGAACUACUUCGACAAUGCUUUAUUCCAUCUCACCUAUCUUAUAUAAUCCUCUACCAUCUAAAUCCUAAAUCACAAAACUAAGUUUCUACUUGUUCUUUUUCAGCAAAACUCUUUUAGUGUUUACUUUGUUAUGGCAGCCUUCGGUCGUCUGGCUCCAAAAAUGCAUCAAACCAAAACUGAUCGAAGAAUGUUAUAUGCCUCUGAUGACAAUGCAAUGACAAAACAAAUUCUUGCAACUCAUUCUCCGGACAGCCACAAAGUCGACGUCAAGCCCAUUCUGCUCAUUGUUGAGGAAGUUAUUCGUCAUGCAACUCCGGAUAUAAUUGGCAAAGGAAAUGGCCAGUUGGAUGACCAACUCAGUUUAGCAGAGAUGGAUGGGAUGCUUGAACCGUUGGCUCAUGUCGUACAAAAAGUUGGCGCUGAGCUAGCAUGUAAGUUCUUAGGUGGAGAUGCACAUGCCACAACUAUGGCUAUACUGAACUUACUAUCAAAUUACUCAUGGGAUGCAAAAGUGGUGAUCACACUGGCGGCCUUUGCUGUGACCUAUGGACAGUAUUGGCUUUUGGCUCAACUUUACACAACCAAUAUGCUAGCCAAGGCUCUGGCUUUGCUGAAGCAAUUGCCUGAUGUUAUAGAGCAUUCCAAUUCAUUGAAACCCCACUUCGAUGCGCUUAGCAAACUCAUUGCGGCUAUAUUGAACGUAACGAAGUGCAUUGUCAAGUUCACCGAGCUGCCAUCUCACUACAUUUCAUCGGACACGCCAGCAAUGUCUGUUGCACUUGCCAAUUUUCCUACAGCUGCCUAUUGGACAAUCAAAAGUCUGGUCGCUUGUACGUCGCUGAUUGAAAGCCUUGUCAGCUUGAGCCAUGAGCUAAUCAUGUCGACCACCGAAGUAUGGGAACUUUCGAGCUUGGCUCACAAAGUAAAAAAUAUACACGAGCAUCUCCAGAUGCAGCUGGAACUUUGCAUACAAUACAUAGAUGAGAAAAGGCAUGAAGAGGCCUAUCAGAAUCUUGUGAGAAUUUCCGAAACACUUCACCUAGACAAUAUGAAGUUUAUCAGGGCCUUGAUUUCUUCAAGAGAAGACAUACAUCCUCUCUAUGAUGGCACCACCAAAACGACGGUUCACCUUGAAAUACUGAAGAGGAAACAUGUGCUACUAUUGAUAUCAGAUCUCGAUAUCCCCCAUGAAGAGGUUAUGAUACUCGACAACCUAUUCAAAGAAUCGCACCAGCGACCAGAAAUUCGAUAUGAGAUAGUGUGGAUUCCGAUAAUCGAUCCAGCAGUUGAACAGCACAGCAAAAGCAAACACAAGUUUGAGGAGCUGAAACAGCUGAUGCCGUGGUUCAGUGUAUAUGACCCUUCAAUAAUUGAGCUCUCAACCAUAAGGUUCAUCAAAGAAAAAUGGAACUUCAGAAAGAAAACCAUUUUAGUGGCUUUAGAUCCACAAGGAAAAGUCUCUUCCACCAAUGCUCUUCACAUGCUUUGGAUAUGGGGAAAUCUUGCCUUCCCUUUCACUUCAGAAAGAGAAGAAGCACUAUGGAAAACAGAAAGCUGGAGGCUCGAACUUCUCAUAGAUGGCAUAGAUUUAUCCAUUCUCGAUUGGGCAGCAGAAGGAAGAUACAUAUGUAUUUAUGGAGGAGAAGACACAGAGUGGAUCAAGGAAUUCACAAGCAAAACAAAAAAAGUAGCAGAAACAGCAAAUGUGGACUUACAAAUGGCGUAUGUAGGGAAGAACAAUGCCAAAGAACGCGUGAGGAAAAUCAGCAUCAUGAUUUCAGACAACAAACUAAGCCAUUACUGGCCAGAUUCAACACUUGUUUGGUUCUUCUGGACAAGAUUAGAGAGCAUGAUGUACUCAAAACUAAACUAUGGAAAAACAGUUGAGAAUGACCCAAUAAUGCAAGAGAUUAUGACCCUUUUGAGCUUCGAUGGAAGUGAUAAAGGAUGGGCCAUUUUCUUUGGAAGAGCCGGGGAAACGACAAGAGCAAAAGGAGAAACUGUUCUGAGUUGUAUAUUAGCAUUCGAUCAGUGGAAAGAAGAAGUGGAAGAGAAGGGUUUUGUGAAAGCAUUGGAUGAGUAUUUGCAACAACUUAAAACCCCACAUCAUUGCAACCGCCUGAUUCUUCCGGGACUCGCCGGAAACAUACCGGAAAAUGUGGUGUGUGCAGAGUGCGGAAGAGCAAUGGAGAAGUAUUUGAUGUAUCGAUGCUGUGUUGAAUGAGUUAAACUGAAAACAGUGGAUUUUAUGUUUAUGUUUCUUAUGUUUGAUCGUUUGUUUUCUUUCUUUUCCUUUUUCUUUUUCUUUUUUAAAUUAAUGGUAAGUUGAAAGAGAAUUGUCUUUUGGUUUUGGGAUUUGAUGUUACUUUACCUCUAAGUUCUAACAACAAAUCAUGAAAUAAAGUUUUAUCCUUUCUCUC